Acyrthosiphon pisum (pea aphid) is the source of this 1991-nucleotide messenger RNA. RefSeq lists its product as uncharacterized. The record is from RefSeq and is a predicted model, not a curated record. The transcript is spliced from 3 exons. The coding region runs from base 228 to 1850 and encodes 540 amino acids. Lineage: Eukaryota; Metazoa; Arthropoda; Insecta; Hemiptera; Aphididae.
AUACCGACUAGAGCACUACGACAUUGGGUUAGUCUUGUGUGGCUUGUUGUAAGUACGGUACGGCCGCCUGUAGAAAGUGAAAUGUGAAUAUAUUUUUACUUUUUAAAACCAAACCAAAAUUCCGAUAAGACUGAACCAGUGUACACUUUUUUACGUUGUAGGAUAGAGUUUGUUUACUAAAUACAGUGUUUUGUGCAUUUAAAGGAUAAUAAAAACAAUUUGUAACGAUGUGGAAAAUAUCAUUCCUGUUUAUUAUAUUACCUCUUAUUGUUAAUGGUGCUUCCGAUAACAAUAAUGUUCAAAUGACAAGAACAUCUAUAAAAGUAGCCAGAAAUCUGGAUCCUGAUGCCAUGGAAACGUUAGAAGUGAAAACUCGAACGGGAGACAUCGCUACCAUAGUUGUAAAGAAACGUGAUAGCAGACAACAAUUUACAGAAUCAGCACCCAACCCAAACUUAGAGUUGGUAUCAAUGAGUAAUGAAAAUACACCUAAAGUACCAGAUCCCGUCGUCAUACGAUCAGAUUCAGUUUAUGUAAAAAAUCAAAAAGACGAAGAAAAAAAAUCCAGAAGUCUUUUUCAUGUGGAUUCCGACGGCAUACCUGUCAUUACCGGAGUUCGAGAACCCGAUGAUGAAAAUGACACUCAGGUUUGGAGAAACGCAAGAGUUAUUAACGGUAUUUUAGUUCCAAAUACAAAUAAGACUAACCAACAUGUGGUAAAAGAAGAGUAUAAGCCAGUUUCUCCAAUGUUCAACGGCGUUUGGCAGGUGUAUAGAAAAAAACCUGAGCCAGAAAAUGCUCAACCUAUUUUAAACAAUGAACAGCAACAUUUUACGGCACAACGAGAUUCGUAUGAUGAAAAAUAUAUGACAGACAAGAUCCUUGGGUACAUAAAGAAUAUUAACGGAAACAUUUUAGGCAAUGACCGUACAUCCAGGAUGUUGGAGCCAAAAAUGGAAGCUCGUGUGUUACAUGCACCAAGUAUAAGUGUAUUCCCAAAUUCUGCCGCCUAUUCGCCAAAAACAGUAUCAAGGUUGUCGUUCGAAGAGAGUGCAAGGACCCCCGUACUACAGUAUGCUCAUCCAGAGUUGGGCGUCCAAGUGGCAAAAUAUGAACCACCUGUUCCUGCUCCUGUUCCUGUAGAGGAAACCCAAAGAGACGGUAGAAGACAACAAGCACUUUCAUAUUUUGGGCAUGAUAUUCAUGCGGAUAGGAGUCCUUACGCAUUUGAACCUGGCUUAGAAAAAGAAUCAAGAGUCAAACUUCCUAAGAAAUACUCUCCACAUUAUAGCUUACCCGAAAAACAGGGGAAAUAUGGACCUAGUUAUUAUACUAACGACGAAGCAUCGUUUUGGACCCUAAUGAAGAAUAAAAUGAAAACAAGUUUCGAUAAGAUGUCCGAUUUAACGAGACCCGUAGUCGAUCCAUUAGUGGAAGCUACACAUAAGAUAACAGGCAAUUUAGGUUUCGGAAACGGAAACCGCGAACUCACUAAUGUGGUCAAAGAAAAGCUUGGUAUGGUAGCCACGCCAUCGAUCUUGUUACCUGCAUUGGGUCUAGUAGCCGGAGGAGCAGCUUUAGGGCUAGGUGCAGUAGCAGUAGGAAGGUACCUCGAUUAUGACGUUGUAAGAAUGAGAAAUAAUGAUGAUAUAAUCGAGUUCCAACGAUCAUUAAAUGGAUCGUAUCAACCAAUUUUCAUCCAACCUGCGCAAAUAGAAAACAAAACAACUAAAAAUGAAAAUGAAGCUGAACCUCUAAGUAGAAAUAGAAGGUCGUUGUAUUAUAAAAAAGGAAGACCAUAUACAAAUCGUAAACUUAGAAAAGUUAAACUAACUCUAAAAACACUAUAGUAACUUACACUAUUCCUCGUAACUUUUACAAUAGUAAACGGUUAAAAAGUUAAAUAUUUAUUGAAGUAUAAAAUAUAGUAUAAGCCAUUAAAUUUAGUUAUAUAUAAAUAUAACAGUAGGUACCUAAGUAAUAUUAAAUUU